CACAUUCCCUCUGCCAGUGAACAUGUCUUCAAAGGCUGUGAUCAUCGCUGCCCUGAUAAUGGGGGCACUUGCUGAUUCAGUGCCCAGAUACAGCCCUCCUACUCCGUCCUACAGCCCCACAACUCCUGCUUACAACCCACCAACUCCUGCCUAUAAUCCCCCAGCUCCUGCUUAUAAUCCUCCUGCUCCUGCCUACAACGCACCCGCUCCUUCGGGUCCCGCGCAGUACGACUUCAAUUAUGCUGUGAAAGAUGACUAUUCCGGCAACGACUUCGGUCACCAGGAGGCCCGUGACGGAUACGACACACAGGGGACUUUCUACGUCCAGCUCCCCGACGGCCGCCUACAGACAGUCACCUAUAACGUGAACGGCGACUCCGGUUUCCUGGCCGAUGUGGCGUACCAGGGAGAGGCUCAGUACCCGGCCCAAGAGCCUUCUAGGUCCUAUCAACCCGCUCCUUCUCCAUCCUACCAGCCUGCUCCCACCCCUGUUUAUGGAUAAACACGAGUUGUUCAUUGUGCUUAAAUAUUCACCUCUGCACCAUUUUGUUUGAAUAAACUGAAACUUGAA
This is a messenger RNA of Penaeus chinensis, 571 nucleotides long. RefSeq names its product cuticle protein 18.6-like. The record is from RefSeq and is a predicted model, not a curated record. Lineage: Eukaryota; Metazoa; Arthropoda; Malacostraca; Decapoda; Penaeidae. Gene Ontology annotation, cellular component: extracellular matrix. The transcript is spliced from 3 exons. The coding region runs from base 23 to 502 and encodes 159 amino acids.